AUGGGGCGAAGAAGCUGCCACACUAUGAUGAAUACACGAUGGAUGACGACCCCGAAAAGCGGGUCGAGAAUGACCGGAAGUUCCUCGAGAUCUGUUGCGCCAUUGUCGCCGACGAGGAAGAUGCAGUGCUCGACGCAUUCGCAGGCUUUCACAGCAGCGUAGACGAUCUGAACUACUGUUUCGGCACGACCCUUCUUGGCUUCGCAGUUAGUACCGGACAUACAAAUAUGCUCCAACUGCUCCUCCGCUCAGUAAAAAGCAUAAAGCAGGAGCAGCUAUACAAGUACCUCUUCAUCGCCAUCGCCGAGCUCGAUCGCCCCAAGAAAAUGAUCGGCAUUUUGCUCAACCACUCCAUACAGCAUAUGAAAGAUACAGCAGGAGGCAAUGUCUUCGUAAGAAAAGACGUAGCAAGACGGAUUCUCAGCAAAGAUCUCCUCAUCUCAGCCAAGGCCAAACGCGACAAGCGUGUCUUCGAUGAGAUAUACAAAUGGAUGGAGCGCGUUCCAAACUUUCACGGUAAACUCGUCAUCUUCGAGGCUUUCUUCAACCAAACUCUUUACGAUGAGAAUCCAUGCGUAUUUCUUCCCAAGCUUGAUACUCUCUCAAAGCAGGUUGACAAGAUUCCGGGGACACGCGCCGUGAUACCCGCGUACUACCUCAAAAAGUCAUACCAGCGGCAGCUCGAUAAGAAGUUCAGCGACGUAUAUCGUCAUGGCCGUUGGAUGUGUCCACGUAGCUGGCCCGGGUACAGGGAAUACAAGGUCCCAGGAUACUGCAUGAUCGGCGGGUCGUCCAUAGGAAGAAUGAAGUACAUAAAGUUGACGAGCCCGCUGUUCAAAGCAGUGGCAAACAAGUCGCUAGAUUGGGCUGAUAGGCUGCUGUGGGCUGGUGCGGAUGCGGGGUGCCAGGAAGAUGGCGUGGGCUUACUAGACGUGGCAUGGAAUGCCAAAAUCAGGUUAGAGGUUGCGCAGCUCGUUUAUGCGCAUGGCUGGAGGUAUAGAGAUGGGGAGUGGUUGAGAUGCGGAGAUGCUCAAGUCUAG
This is a messenger RNA of Alternaria incomplexa, 1040 nucleotides long. RefSeq lists its product as uncharacterized. Lineage: Eukaryota; Fungi; Ascomycota; Dothideomycetes; Pleosporales; Pleosporaceae. The record is from RefSeq and is a predicted model, not a curated record. The transcript has a single exon. The annotation marks the transcript as partial.